UAACCAUUUUACAAAAUAUGUUUAUUGCUUUUAUGGGGGGCGUGUACUCUAAAGCAUCUGAGAAAGGUCGUGUUGCAUUAUUACGAUUUCGUGCAGAAUCAAUUUCAGAUUAUGAGGCUUUGGAUGAAAUUUAUUUCUACCCCCCGUCACCCGAACCAAAAUAUAUUUAUUAUAUAGGUAAAUCAAAAAGUUAUGAGGAUUGGGAUGCGAAUGUUAAAAAAACUGAGAAGAAAAACUUAUAUGAUGAUUAUGAAGAAAAAAUAGUUGAAAGAAAACUAUCAUAUAAGCAAAUAGAUGAUGAUAGAUUUUUGUUUACUAAAGAAGAUGGUUAUAAUUUAUCCGAUGAUGACGAUAGUUCUGAAAGUGAAAAGGAAAAUGAAGAAGACAUUUGUAUCAAAGGUAAUGAAUUUAAUAAUAAGAUUACCGAACUUAAUGAUUUUAAUAUUCAACUGAACAAAAAGAUAGAUGAGGUUAAUAGUAAGAUUGAUAAAAUAUUAAUGCAAUCAAUAAGCAAAGUCACAGAAAUUUAG
Molecule: messenger RNA, 530 nt
Organism: Funneliformis geosporum
Lineage: Eukaryota; Fungi; Glomeromycota; Glomeromycetes; Glomerales; Glomeraceae
Source: the annotation of a GenBank genome assembly